Molecule: messenger RNA, 819 nt
Organism: Ascochyta rabiei
Lineage: Eukaryota; Fungi; Ascomycota; Dothideomycetes; Pleosporales; Didymellaceae
Exons: 1
Coding region: 1-819 (272 amino acids)
Source: RefSeq, a predicted model, not a curated record
AUGGGCGUCUACUACGAGACCAUCCCCACGAGCCUCAUCCCAUGGAUCCAAAAGCAACAAAUGCUGCUCGUGGGCACCGCGCCCCUCUCCUCCUCCGGCCACGUCAACAUCUCCCCCAAAGGCGGCACCGACUUCUUCGGCGUCGUCUCCCCCACGCAAUUCUGGUUCCUCGACCUCACCGGCUCCGGCGUAGAGACGCACGCGCACCUGCACGAGCCGGGCAACGGCCGCAUCUGCAUCAUGUUCAUGGCAUUCGAGGGCCCGCCGCAAAUCGUGCGCAUCUGGGGCCACGGCCGGGCCCUGGAAAACGGCACGCCAGCGUACAAAUCUUUCGUUGCCCAGCACAAAGUUAAAACCAUACCGGGAUCUCGCAGCAUCGUUCUCGUCCAUGUGCAUCAGUGCGCCACGUCUUGCGGGUUUAGCGUCCCGUGCUAUGAUUUCGUUGCGCACAGGCCGAUUCUUAAUGACUUCUUUGAGAAGAAGGAGGUCAAGUUUCGAGGUGGCGAUCAGAAGGAGAGCAUGGAUCGCUAUUGGGCGUGGAAGAGCGCGCGCAGUAUCGAUGGUAUGCCGGGUAUGAAGCGCGGCGUCGAGUUUGCGGAGAAGAAUGGUGUUGCGCCGCUGAAGAAGUGGAAGGGUGAUUAUGCGCCUGGUGGGCCCAAGGCGUGGGGGCGGGCUGGGUCGAAGGGGGUGGAUGCGCAAGUGGUGGUGGUGGUGGUGUUGGUGCUGUUGCUGGGGAUCUUUAUUGGGGGCGUGUUGGCGGUGGGCGUCGUUGCCCCGGAUAAGCUGGGAGAGUUCAGGAGGGUGGUGCGGGUGUGGUAG